CUUCCAAUGGUUAUCACCCAGACACUCAAAUAAACGGGAUGAACGGGAAUCAUAACAAUCAUAUGAGUGGUAAUCACGGGAAUGGAGUCAUGGGGAUUAAUGGAAGAAACAUGAAUGGUCCGAAUGGGAUGAAAACUUUCGAUAGACAAGGAAUAAAUGGUAAACCUCAACGUCAUGUACAAUCAACUUAUUCCCCACAACCUCGUACUAGUUUCGAUACUACACCGGAAAGACCGCGACAGGAAAUAGCACAGAGAAUGGUGACGAGCAUGUAUGAUCCCAGUUCGGUAGGAUCGGGACCUGUCUUACGUGUUGGAGGUGGUGGACCGUAUGGGUUCGAGUUAAGUCAGGAGACGGGGGGUAAAGGGAAUAAACCGAGGAAGGGACUCAAAGGUUUGUUCGGGGGACAUAAAGCUGGAAGAUUGGCAUGAAUCAUCAUCAAGCUAUUCAGUCACUCGAUCGUUGUCUGGGUGAUCCUCCAAACUUUAAAAACACCUUUUUUCUCUGACGAUGGGGGUACAGUGCGGAGCAAUGUUGAACGGUCGAGAGUGAGUAUGAGUUGUUGAGAAAGGAGGCGAGACCAACAAGGGGACGGAAUGCUAGUCUGUCAAUCGGAUGGUGGUCAUGACACUACGAGCCAGAAAAUUUGUAGGGUGUAAGUGAGUACGGAGGGACAGAGGGAUGAGGAGUAACAUAAUCAAUAAUCAGUCUAAGAGUUUACGGAAAAACUGAACGAACAUUGGUAUGAUGACGCGAUGCAUUAUUGUUACUUAU
Messenger RNA from Tremella mesenterica DSM 1558, 774 nucleotides. RefSeq lists its product as uncharacterized. NCBI's taxonomy places the organism in Eukaryota, Fungi, Basidiomycota, Tremellomycetes, Tremellales, Tremellaceae. Bases 39 to 431 code for a protein of 130 amino acids. The record is from RefSeq and is a predicted model, not a curated record. The transcript has a single exon.